AUGUUGGAUCCAUGGCGCACGGUUAGCAGAUGUUCAGCGAGGGAAGCGCCGUGCAUCCGACGAUCGCACGUCAGGGUCAAAAGCGUCCCGAGGCCGGCAGAUCAGACAUUCGGCUCUGCCUACAAGAACGGGUGGACGUUGUUGGCCGCAGUCGGCUGCUGGCCAGCCGGUGGGUCUUUGUAUGCUGCUGGAGUUGCAAAGGCAAAGCAAGUCCGCCAUCGACAUACUUCGAGGGCGACGCCUUCCUUCGUCAGUCGUCGCGCAAGCAGGGAUGGAGGAGUCGUCGAGUUUCUGGUGGAUGGCGAUACCCGCCAGGCAUCUGGGUGCAGACAGGCGAUCGAAGAGUUGCAGGAGGGAGGCCGAACCGUUUUCACCACCGUUUACUACUCCUUUCGGGGCCGUCUAGCCUGGUCGAGGUUGGAGGAAUCACCGUACAUCUGCCUCUGCCCGGUAGAGGCAUAUGGAGAAGGCGAGGAAGUUGACGAAAUUAUUCUGGAAAGGCUGUCAUCUGAAGCUCAGAAGGCCGAUGGUGCCUGCCUAGCUCUCCUGGCUGCCGACACCGGGUAUGUUGACCUCGUGAGAGAAAUCGUGUCUGCAAAGAGAGAGAUUGUCGUCUGCGUCCCACGCGGUGCAGUUUCCAGCGUUCAGGCUUACCAAGAGACUGGUGCACGUGUGCUGCCUUUGGGGAGAAUCCAGGAGGGUCCAAAAGUCAGAGCCUUCUUAGACCCCGAUGGUAGUGGACGAGUCGAGAUGGCAGAGCCUUGGAUAGCUGCUCGUCGGGAAGAUCAAGCCGCCGCAGAGCUGACAAGUUUCUUACAGGAGUGGGGCUACCGUGGAGAGCGCGGCUACCUUGUCCCGUCUGUGGCGAAGUUCUGGUUUGCUCAUGACCUCGGACGUCUUACGGUCUUCCCAGCUCAAGCCGGAUGUGCAGCAGCAUACCAGAAAAUUAAAGAUGCUAGCCCUGGAACUUCAUGGAUGGAGUACCGCAACGAUCUUGCAUUCUUCCUUCCUGUCGGCAAACAAGACAAAUUUCACGAUGAACAAGUGAACACGCAGUUCGGUAACCAGAAGGCGAAAAGUGUUUACAAUGGUGGGGGUCCGUUCAUGAUCAGAGACUCAGAGAACAUGGUGCUGGAGGUUCUGCGCAGGCUGGGAUACCUAGACGAGGAACUCAACAAUGACUUCUCGCAAGCUGUGGACACGUUUGUAAGGAUGCCAGAGAACAAGUAUUGGCUACGCAAAAACUGUAAGGCAAUGCCCGUCCCCACCGACACAAAAGAACAAGUGAUUGCGAAGCUGAGAAGAGCAUUCCUAUCAAACGAUACGAGCGGCCAGUGGCGUGUUGGUCCGGGAUUUGAAGAUGUGGCCGGAGUGCACUGA
Molecule: messenger RNA, 1380 nt
Organism: Symbiodinium necroappetens
Lineage: Eukaryota; Dinophyceae; Suessiales; Symbiodiniaceae
Source: the annotation of a GenBank genome assembly